AACUUCCGCUCCCUUCGGUGUACGUCAGGCAGGAGGCGGAAGCGCAGCGGGGGCGGGAAGGUUGUAGAGCCGCAAGUUGGGCUCUGUUUGCAGGUCUCUAAGUGGUCGCGCCCCCUUUGAGAGAGCGAUCGGACCGCAAGGAGGCUCCUGGGUGCUCUCUUGGCCCUGGGGACUGUAAAGUGCUGACCAGUUGCCACUGAGCAUAGCUGAAACAAAAUAGGAAGAUAUGGCAGCAAACCCUUCAGGACAAGGGUUACAGUAAUCUUACCACUACCAAAACAAAACAAAAUUUCAGGUUUUCAAAACAAAAACAGAGUUGCAAUCUUGGCAGAACUGGACAAAGAGAAGAGAAAAUUACUAAUGCAAAACCAAUCCUCAACUAAUCAUCCUGGGGCGAGCAUCGCACUCUCGAGACCCUCUCUUAAUAAGGACUUCCGGGAUCAUGCCGAGCAGCAGCAUAUCGCAGCCCAGCAGAAGGCAGCUUUGCAGCACGCACACGCACACUCAUCUGGAUACUUCAUAACUCAAGACUCUGCCUUUGGGAACCUCAUUCUUCCUGUUUUACCUCGCCUUGACCCAGAAUGAAGAAAAGAUUUGUCAAAAGUGACUAUAAUAUCAGAUGCCAAAGCUACUAUCAUUUAGUGCUAUACGAACUGUGACUUUCAGAAUUUUGGUGAACUUCUAUACUUUUUUGCUCCUUUAAAAGAAAGGCAUGUAUAUGUCGAAGCAGAAAAGGAGGGUCACCAGGAGGAUGAGAGUUUUGGAAGCCGUAUUAUCUAAGGAACUGAUGAUGCUACUUGUGACUGUUUUGGAACACAGUUUGAUUUUUGAACCCAAAUCAGACUCUGAAUUGGAUGGUCACAUAAAUUCACCCCCCACCCCCCAACUAGGUGGAUUGAAUAUAUCAUUGUCCGCAGUAGACUUUCAUGAAUAGUACUUAACUUUAAAGAAAUGAGGGUGCUUUUAAAAAUGUGAACCAGUAGGCUUAAAUGAUUUACAUUCAUAUUUGCUGUUUAUAGAAUUGCUAUCAGUGUACCUUCUGUGUUUAUAGUCAACUUGUCAUUCUUAAAUAUUCUUUAACUCGUGACUAACUCCUUUAUUCUCCAUUUUCAAAGAAAAUCUAAGAGUAAGUUACCAACCAGUCUUUAACAUCUUUUAUAAACCUAUGCUACUAUAAUUAUGUGACUAAAUGUGAUUAAAAACAAUGAUAAGAAAUGUGAUUUAAAAAUU
Mustela lutreola (European mink) is the source of this 1230-nucleotide messenger RNA. RefSeq names its product INTS3 and NABP interacting protein (gene INIP). Gene Ontology annotation, biological process: DNA repair. The record is from RefSeq and is a predicted model, not a curated record. Lineage: Eukaryota; Metazoa; Chordata; Mammalia; Carnivora; Mustelidae. The coding region runs from base 361 to 585 and encodes 74 amino acids. Gene Ontology annotation, cellular component: nucleus; nucleoplasm; SOSS complex. The transcript has 6 exons.